This is a messenger RNA of Mustela lutreola (European mink), 582 nucleotides long. RefSeq names its product interferon omega-2-like. The record is from RefSeq and is a predicted model, not a curated record. Gene Ontology annotation, cellular component: extracellular region. Lineage: Eukaryota; Metazoa; Chordata; Mammalia; Carnivora; Mustelidae. Gene Ontology annotation, biological process: T cell activation involved in immune response; defense response; cytokine-mediated signaling pathway. Gene Ontology annotation, molecular function: type I interferon receptor binding; cytokine activity.
AUGGUCCUCCUGGGCCCUCUGCGCCCAGCCCUUGGGGUGCUCACAGGAGGCCCUGGGGGCUCUCAGGGCUGUGCCCUGCCUCAGAGCCACGCACUGGUGAGCAGGGAGAACUUCGUGCUUCUGGGCCAGAUGAGGAGACUGUCCCUUUUCUUCUGUCUGCAGGACAGAAAAGCCUUCAGAUUCCCGCGGGAGAUGGUGGAGGGCAGCCGGCGGCGGGAGGCCCAGGCCAGGUCGGUCCUUCACUGGCGGCUCCAGCGGACCUUCAACCUCUUGCACGCGGAGCGCGCCUCGGCUGCCUGGAGCCCGCUGCUGGGCCAGCUGCGCUCUGGCCUCCAUUGGCCGCGGCAAGAUCUGGACACCUGUUUGCUGGGCGGGCGGUGGGGAGAGCUGGCCCUGGGAAUGGACCGCCCCACACCCGCCCUGAAGAGGUACUUCCAGGAAACCCCUCUCCUCCUGGAAGAGAAGAAGAACAGCGACUGCGCCUGGGGAAUCGUCAGAGUGGAAAUCGUGAGUUCCUUGUCUUCAGCCACCAAUUUGCAAGGUAAGUUAGGAAUUAAGGAUGAAGACCUGGGGUCACCUUGA